Eupeodes corollae is the source of this 2211-nucleotide messenger RNA. RefSeq lists its product as uncharacterized. NCBI's taxonomy places the organism in Eukaryota, Metazoa, Arthropoda, Insecta, Diptera, Syrphidae. Bases 128 to 1810 code for a protein of 560 amino acids. The transcript is spliced from 4 exons. The record is from RefSeq and is a predicted model, not a curated record.
UGUCAGUUGUCAUUGUUUUGUUAAUUUGUUUUCGUUUGUAGAAUGAAGAUAAGAAAACAAAAUUAAAUACUUUGUUUAUUUGUUUUGAAAUAAUGUCCAAUAUACAUAAAAUAAAAACAUAACAAUAAUGGAAGAAAAUAAUACCAAACCAACAAUUUGUCUAGCAUGCCUUCAAUGUUCGGUUGAUUGCAUUGAAAUGAUAUCUACCCGAAUUGGCAACAGCAACCAUGAGAUAUCUCCAACUUAUUUGGAUUGCUACAAAGCUUGCACUCAAUUAGAUAUCGAACAUGGACAAACAAUUAAUAUAUGUUUGUCAUGUUCCAAUUAUCUCCUUGAUGUUUAUAAGUUCAUAAUUAAAGCUAGGAACUCUUAUGGUAUUAUUAUGGGAAUUAAAAUGAAUGAUUUAGUGAAAAUCGACGACGACUCCGCCGCCGUCGCCGACAGUCAAACAAUGACUACCACAAAAGAAAUCCAGAUAAAACAAGAGUUUAUGGUCCCGGAGAGAUAUCAUGAGACAUCGGUUCAUAAUCCCGUUCAAGAAGAGACUGGAAAUGGUUGUGAAUUUGAAGAACCAAACUAUUACUGGACCCAAGAUGUAAUUCCUAAAGAUGGAAUCAAUUCUCAACAAUACAUGGCAAAGGGUGAUAAUGAUGAAGUUUUUGUCAUACAAGAAAUCGAUGAUUUUCAUCAUACUGAUGAAAGUUUUGAUUGCAAUUCAUUCUCCAAGUCAUACAAUAAAACUAAUUUUAACGAAGAACACACUAAGAAGAAUUAUCAUGAAAAUUUAGUGAAGAGUCAAAAGUCUUAUUGGAAAAAUCCUCAUGUAACACAAAGCAUGUCCUCGCUUUCAAAUACACCUCAAAACAAAGCAUUUAACAAUGAAAAAAUGAAUAAUGAAAUAGCUGAACACCAAAAACGUAAAUUAAAUGCUCAAUCAAAGAAAGCAGCGUACAUGCGACAAUAUCGAGCUCGAAAAAAAAAUGAAGCAUUGUUUUUGAAAGAACAUACAACUUUUGCCAAUAACAAAUUUAAUUUUAGUUCAUUAACCGAAAUGGAGAUGAGAACCACAAAAACUACUGUUCCUACAACAAAAAUUCAACGACAUCAACAACAACUUCUAUCCACCACUAAACCUUUCAAAAAUAUUCGACCUCGACUAAAUACUACAAAAACUAAAGCUACAACCACAUUAAAUGAAAGCUUUGUCAAAGAAAAAUAUUUUGAAAUCGAACCACUGCCACUGCUAACAUACUUGAGUAGUUCUUCUGAAUCUUCGGAUCCACAAACUACAACAUCAUCAAUGAAUUUUUAUACAAAGCAACAAAAGAGGGUCCUAUCAGAUGCUGAACGUUCAAAAUUGUUUCGAGAGCGAAAAAUGAUUGAGGAAGCCUCAAAUGGGUAUUGUGUUGAGAGAGAACAAAUGUCACCCCUAUCAGGUGCUGAUCGUAUAAGAAACUAUCGAAUUCGAAAAAAAAUUGCCGAAGCUGCAGGUACAAUUAAAAAAACUGAUGCUGAACGAUCGAAAAGGUAUCGAGCUCGAAAAAAAUUUGGCGAGGUUGUCAGCACCACAGUUAAAAAAGGAAUACCACUAUCAGAUGCUGAACGUUCGAGGAAUUACAGAGCUCGCAAAAAAUACGAUAGUGACAAGACAAUUGAGCAUGAAUCACCAAAUUUAUCGUUGCCAAAUAAAAAUAGUUACCAACGACAACAUUCCAUACAACAAAGUACAAAUUUUGAAUCUUCUAAUAUACAAGUUAAAACGCCUAAUAACUUUAAAACGAGUCAAGAACUUUUUAAACUAUUAGUGUAAAGCCACUGGACCGGUGUCGAAACUACCGAAAUUUAAAAGAAAAUGAAUUCAUCGAAACACCAUGGGUAUUUUUGUAAAAUAAAAUUUAUCAACAAAGAAAAACAAAGCUAACUACACGAGUUACUUUGCAAAUGAAAGUUUCUAAAAAGUUCGUUAAAAUUGUCAACUCCUCAUAUAUGUAUGGGUCCAAUGUAUUUAUAUGGAACAUGGAUAAGUUUUGGAAAGAGUCUGAAUAAAGUUUCUAGUGUUGUAUUUCAAUACAUUCUUUAAAAAAAUAAAAUACAAAUUAGCAUUUAACUACGUAAUAUAAAUACAAAGUGAAAUUUAUGCUUAAAGCUUUAGAUUUAUUAAAACUGUAAUAAAAUGGAAUUGUAAGAAUAAAACAUUUGCAUUGUAUAAAU